Molecule: messenger RNA, 780 nt
Organism: Caenorhabditis bovis
Lineage: Eukaryota; Metazoa; Nematoda; Chromadorea; Rhabditida; Rhabditidae
Source: the annotation of a GenBank genome assembly
AUGACCCGCCUAUUCAUUCUGCCUGCUAUAUUUGGCAUAUCGUCGUUAUCAUUAUGGUAUAUGAUCUGUUCAGCGCCUGGGUGGCCGGAAGACGAGGGCGGCGUAUUUGAAAUUCCGAAACAAUUCGAUAACUUCACAGUACUCGCCGAGAAAUUCCGAAGUUACAAAGAAGAGCAUUUCGGCUAUAUAACGACUCUGUUCGUUUGUGCCUACCUCUACAAACAGACGUUUGCCAUACCGGGAUCUUUUCUGCUUAAUGUCAUCGCUGGAGUCGUCUACAAUCUUUGGACAGGAUUCAUACUUUGCUGUUGCUUAACAACAGCGGGGUCUACUCUUUGCUACUUGUUCUCUGAAUUGUUUGGACGCGAAUAUGUGUUUUAUUAUUUCGGCCAAAAGCUGACAUAUCUCCAACAGAAGAUCGACGACAAUUCGAAUAGGCUUCUUCCAUUUUUACUAUUUGCCAGAAUGUUUCCAAUAUCGCCGUCAUGGCUUCUAAACAUUGUUGCGCCAUUCCUUAAUAUUCCUCUUCCAAUUUUUGCCGCUUCAGCUCUUGUUGGGUUGGCACCGUAUAAUUUUAUUUGUGUUCAAGCCGGCUAUAUUUUGCGCGAUUUGCGCUCAUGGGACGACGUUUUCAGCACAACAACCAUGCUGAAAUUGUUCUCAUUCGCACUGAUACCCCUCGCCUACGCGAUUUAUAUUCGUCCGACCGCCAAAAAGCAUCAGCUUGUGACGGCUUGCGAAGAAUUCGAAGAGAAGCCAAAGCCAAUGGAAAUUGUGUGA